Molecule: messenger RNA, 1688 nt
Organism: Lytechinus variegatus (green sea urchin)
Lineage: Eukaryota; Metazoa; Echinodermata; Echinoidea; Temnopleuroida; Toxopneustidae
Product: tubulin gamma-1 chain
Exons: 13
Coding region: 70-1452 (460 amino acids)
Biological process (GO): mitotic sister chromatid segregation; cytoplasmic microtubule organization; microtubule nucleation
Cellular component (GO): centrosome; spindle; nucleus
Molecular function (GO): GTP binding; structural constituent of cytoskeleton
Source: RefSeq, a predicted model, not a curated record
AUAUCUAACGUUGAAAAUCUGAACUGGAUGCGAAGGUUUGCCCAAUAAAAGCACUUACGUCAAUUAAUCAUGCCUCGGGAGAUUAUUACCUUGCAGCUUGGACAAUGUGGCAACCAGAUUGGUAUGGAGUUUUGGAAGCAGCUGUGUCUAGAACAUGGAAUCAGCCCGGAAGGAAUUCUUGAAGAUUUCGCAACGGAUGGAUCAGAUCGCAAGGAUGUCUUUUUUUAUCAGGCUGAUGAUGAACAUUACAUACCCAGAGCAGUUUUGCUAGACUUGGAACCCAGGGUCAUCCAUGGAAUUCAGAACUCUCCCUAUGCCAACCUGUACAAUCCAGAAAACAUCUACAUCUCCAAGCAUGGAGGGGGAGCUGGAAACAACUGGGCAUCAGGCUACACACAGGGUGAAAGACUGUAUGAAGAGGUUUUUGACAUCAUAGAUAGAGAAGCCGAUAACAGUGAUAGUCUUGAGGGUUUUGUGUUGUGUCAUUCCAUCGCUGGUGGGACUGGGUCUGGUAUGGGAUCCUAUAUCCUGGAGAAAUUGAAUGACAGGUUUCCUAAGAAGUUGAUCCAGACCUACUCGGUGUUUCCCAACCAACAGGAGAUAAGUGAUGUCGUUGUGCAACCUUAUAACUCCAUGCUUACAUUGAAGAGAUUGACACAGAACAGUGACUGUGUGGUGGUACUUGACAACACGGCUCUGAACAGGAUAGCCACCGAGAGGCUCCAUCUUCAACAGCCAGAUUUCUUACAGAUCAACCAGAUGGUGUCAACCAUCAUGUCAACCAGCACCACGACGCUGAGGUACCCUGGCUAUAUGAACAAUGAUCUGAUAGGACUGGUAGCUUCCCUCAUCCCUACUCCUAGGCUUCAUUUCCUUAUGACUGGUUAUACACCUCUUACACUGGGAACAGACACCAAGCUGGCGAGUGUGAGGAAGACCACGGUCCUUGACGUGAUGCGCCGUCUCCUGCAGCCCAAGAAUAUCAUGGUGUCUACCACAUUGAGAGAUAAACAGAGUAGUCAUUGCUACAUCUCAAUCCUCAACAUCAUACAGGGAGAGGUUGACCCAACACAGGUCCACAAGAGUCUUCAAAGGAUACGAGAACGAAAACUUGCCAACUUCAUACCGUGGGGACCAGCGAGUAUUCAGGUCGCUCUAUCUAAGAAAUCUCCCUAUGUACAAACAGCUCACAGAGUCAGUGGUUUGAUGUUAGCAAACCAUACCAGCAUCGUCUCACUGUUCGAGAGGACAUGCCAGCAGUUCGACAAGCUUCGGAAGCGAGAGGCUUUCCUGGAGCAGUUCCGUAAGGAGAGUAUCUUCAAGGAUAAUCUUGAUGAGUUGGAUGAUUCUAGAGAGGUUGUUCAGCAGUUGAUUGAUGAGUGCCAUGCUGCUACUAAACCUGAUUAUAUCUCAUGGGGCACUCAACAGAGUGCUCAAGCUUCAAAGUCGUGAGACAAACAAGAAAAGCAAAGCAAGCUGUAGGAUAUGUCAACAGUCCAAGUCCGAUUUAUUGGAGCUUAUGUUGAAUUCUACUUAAACAAUUCCACAGAUGCUUGAGACUGCUCUUCUUUGACUAACACCCUUGGACAUAUCAUUGUGAGCUGUUGAUUGGUCUCAGGGAGUGGGCUUUGAAAGACUGUAGUGGAAAGACUCAUAAAGGCUUUGAGAUAGGAAGAAACAAGCCACCA